Lycium ferocissimum is the source of this 579-nucleotide messenger RNA. RefSeq names its product agamous-like MADS-box protein AGL62. The coding region runs from base 34 to 537 and encodes 167 amino acids. Gene Ontology annotation, biological process: regulation of transcription by RNA polymerase II. Gene Ontology annotation, molecular function: protein dimerization activity; RNA polymerase II cis-regulatory region sequence-specific DNA binding; DNA-binding transcription factor activity, RNA polymerase II-specific. The record is from RefSeq and is a predicted model, not a curated record. NCBI's taxonomy places the organism in Eukaryota, Viridiplantae, Streptophyta, Magnoliopsida, Solanales, Solanaceae. The transcript has a single exon.
UUUAUUAAAAAUCAAAAAGAAGAGAAAGAGAGAAUGGAGAAUCAUGAGAAGAAAAGAAGUAGGGGACGACAAAAGAUUGCAAUGGAGAAAAUAGGAAAGAAGAAGAGUUUGCAAGUAACAUUCUCUAAGAGACGAACAGGUCUUUUCAAGAAAGCUAGUGCAUUAUGCGGUGCUCAAGUUGCCGUCAUUGUUGAAUCACCAGCCGGUAAAAUCUUUUCAUUCGGUAACCCUUCUGUCCACUCUGUUAUACACCGAUAUGAAACCGGUGAUGUCAAUGAUGGUAGGAAAAAGUAUUUGGAUGCUAAGGGAGACAAGGCAUCUAAUUGGUGGGAGGAUUUGUCUGUGGAGAAUUUAGAGUUACAAGAACUUGAAGAAUGUAUGGCUGCUAUGCAACUUUUGAAGAAGAAUUUGUUGAAAAGAAGUGAUGAUUUGACUUCUUCUUCUUCUUGUGAUGAUGUUUUGAUUCCCAAUAUGACUUUCAACCAAUUUGGAGCGCUUCCUCUUCAGUAUUAUGAUGUUGGAGGAUGUUCAAAUUAAACAUUCUGAGGAAUUGGCUGAAUAUACUAGUUUAAGUUGACU